Molecule: messenger RNA, 6848 nt
Organism: Notolabrus celidotus (New Zealand spotty)
Lineage: Eukaryota; Metazoa; Chordata; Actinopteri; Labriformes; Labridae
Gene: clockb
Product: clock circadian regulator b
Exons: 24
Coding region: 868-3720 (950 amino acids)
Biological process (GO): circadian regulation of gene expression; regulation of transcription by RNA polymerase II
Cellular component (GO): CLOCK-BMAL transcription complex; cytoplasm; nucleus
Molecular function (GO): protein dimerization activity; DNA-binding transcription factor activity, RNA polymerase II-specific; E-box binding
Source: RefSeq, a predicted model, not a curated record
CAUCCCAACCCUAACCUGCUCUCCACUGUCCUGGCGACCGUCCAAUGUCACAUUCUCGGAGCAUUCACCCAAAUUCCAUUGUCCUGGAAUUUAUAGUGCGAUGCAGAUAUUGCCUUGAACUAGAAAAGUAGGAAACAUUGAACGCGUAUUUUAUUGUAAACUGAUCCAAUAAAACAAUCCGUCGUCUCCGUGUUAAUGUUUUAAUUUAAAGGUCACGAACAGCAGAACAGCUGCCUUGGUUUUAAGAACUCACUAUUUAAAAAUAAAAAAUGUGGAAAUGAGUGGGAAGUAGUCGGGCUGGAAAAGCGACUAAACAUGCGGAGUCAUUUCCUCUUUGAAGACAACUCAGCGGUCCCCUCAGUUUCUGCUGCUACUGUACUUGCAAAAUAGUGCGCCCUACCGUCUCCAUUGCGCAUGACUGUACGUCGUAAUAUGAAGUAGGCCUCCUGUUUUUCUCCCCAACCCGGAGUCCUCCCGGCCCCCACCGCCUCGAUGUCGAUGCAACGCUCAAGUAAGCAAAACACGGAGGCUGCUGUCGAUUAUUUGGAAAGGUGAGGUGUGGCUCACACGUGAGGAUUUCUCGGUGCCUGGGAGGAGAAGAUCUAAUACAGCUAGUCUGCCUGCAACGAGACAUUCCAAAAAGUUUUUUUUUAACCACCAUGUCUUCCCCGUGGUCUGGUUCCUUCUCAUGACCCCAAUGACCACAACAACAGUUGGGACCAUAGAGUCAGCUUUGACCCAAAACCCUGUCUACAACCCCUGAAAAGACUGACCGAGUGCAUUGGCUGCAUUGGGGUGGUCUUCCAAAUGCCUACCUCACGCCUAAAGAGCAAAUCACUGCAGCCACAGCCCUGAUCAGCAGCCACCAUGACAUCAAGCAUAGGGGAUGAUUGUAGCAUCUUUGAUGGGUUGAUGGAAGAAGAUGAAAAGGACAAAGCGAAACGCGUGUCCCGAAACAAGUCAGAGAAGAAACGGAGAGACCAGUUCAAUGUCCUCAUCAAGGAACUCGGCACAAUGCUGCCUGGCAACACCAGGAAGAUGGACAAGUCCACCAUCCUGCAGAAAAGCAUUGACUUCCUAUGUAAACACAAAGAAAUCGCAGCGCAGUCAGAGUCGAGUGAAAUCAGGCAGGACUGGAAGCCUCCCUUUCUUAGCAAUGAGGAGUUUACCCAGCUCAUGUUGGAGGCUCUGGAUGGAUUCUUUAUAGCAAUAAUGACUGAUGGGAACAUCCUCUAUGUCUCUGAGAGUGUCACCUCACUACUAGAACAUCUUCCAAUGGACUUGGUGGACCAGAACCUUUUAAACUUCCUGCCUAUUGGGGAGCACUCUGAGAUCUACAAGGCACUCUCCACACACGCCAGUGACUCAGAGAGCCUAAGCUCAGAUUACAUGAAAACUAAGAACCACAUGGAGUUCUGCUGCCAUAUGCUGCGGGGGGCAAUUGACCCCAAAGAACCCCCUGUUUAUGAAUAUGUAAAAUUCAUUGGCAACUUCAAGUCUCUUGACAAUGUUCCCAACAUGACAAGAAAUGGUCUUGCAGGGGUGUUACAGCGAUCACUUCAACCUGCAUUCGAUGACCAAGUGUGCUUUGUAGCCACAGUUCGGCUGGCCAAACCUCAGUUUAUUAAGGAGAUGUGUACAGUGGAGGAGCCCAAUGAAGAAUUCACCUCGAGGCACAGUUUGGAAUGGAAGUUCCUCUUUUUAGAUCAUAGAGCUCCGCCAAUUAUAGGCUACUUACCUUUCGAGGUUUUGGGAACAUCAGGGUACGACUAUUACCACGUGGAUGACCUGGAGACACUAGCCAAGUGUCAUGAGCACUUGAUGCAGUACGGUAAAGGGAAGUCAUGCUACUAUCGUUUCCUGACAAAAGGUCAACAGUGGAUCUGGCUUCAGACACACUACUACAUCACCUAUCACCAAUGGAACUCUCGGCCUGAGUUUAUCGUCUGCACACACACAGUAGUCAGCUAUGCUGAGGUGAGGGCAGAACAGCGCAGAGAGCUGGGUAUUGAGGAGGCUAACCCAGAAGUUACUGCAGAUAAGAGUCAGGACUCAGGCUCAGAGUCGCAGUUGAACACGUCCAGCCUCAAAGAGGCACUGGAGCGAUUUGACCGCAGCCGCACACCCUCAACCUCAUCAAGAAGUUCCCACAAGUCCUCAUCACAUGUCUCUGACAACACAUGCACUUCAACAGCCUCCAAGCUACACAUGGACACAGCCACACCCCCUCGACAGUCACUGGCCUCCACCAUGGAUAUGUCACAGCGUCGCUCAUCCAUCAGCAGCCAGUCUAUGAGUUCACAGACCACAGGCCAGAGUGUAACUCCGAGUCUCAUUGCCCAACAACAACAACAACAGCAACAGCAGCAACAACAACAACAACAACAGCAACAACAACAGCAACAACAACAGCAACAACAACAGCAACAACAACAGCAACAACAACAGCAACAACAACAGCAACAACAACAGCAACAACAACAGCAACAACAGCAACAACAGCAACAACAACAACAACAACAACAACAGCAGCAGCAGCAGCAGCAGCAGCAGCAGCAGCAACAACAGCAGCAACAGCAGCAGCAGCAACAACCCCAGCAGCUACAGACAAACGUACAGCCGGUGAUGGAGUUCUCUGCCCAGGUGAAUGCCAUGCAGCAUCUAAAAGAUCAGCUGGAACAGAGGACGAGACUGAUCCAGGCCAACAUCCAGCGGCAGCAGGAGGAGCUGAGACACAUUCAGGACCAGCUACAGAGAGUCCAGGGACAGGGCAUCCAGAUGUUGCUGCAGCAGCAAGGUGGAGCAAUGAAUGUGCAGCUCCCGCAGGUGGGGACGGUCCAACAACAAACAACUACUAUGACCAAUCAGGUCCAGCAAACAACGAUUAACCCCGUCCAUGCUGGAACUCAGCAGCUAACCAUUCAGCAGCAGGCCCCGCCCCCUCAGCAGAACCUGCAGCAGCAGACCAACACCCUUACACAGCCCCAGCGGCAGCCCCAGCAACCUCAACAGGCUCAGCCCCAGACGCAAGGCUCUGUAUCGGCCCCUCUAUACAACACCAUGAUGAUUUCCCAGCCGGGACAGCCCAACGUGCUACAGAUCAGCACCAGCUUGCCACAGAACAACACACAACCAGGCACCGCGGUGGCCACCUUCACACAGGACAGACAGAUCCGAUUCCCAGCAGGGCAGCAGCUGGUGACCAAGCUUGUGACGGCUCCAAUGGCAUGUGGAGCAGUCAUGGUACCCACCUCCAUGUUUAUGGGGCAGGUGGUCACUGCGUACAACCCCUUUGGUGGGCAACAACAGGGAGGGCAAACCCAGACCCUGACUCUGCAACCAGCCCAACCUCAACAAGGCCAGCCCGACGGCCAAAACCAGACUGCUGUAGUGGCACAGAGCGGCCAGCAGGGGCAGCAACAACAGCAGCAAUUCCUACAGGGUACUCGUCUUCUCCAUAGUAACCAGUCUACCCAGCUGAUUCUGCAGGCAGCUUUCCCACUCCAGCAACAGGGCACCUUCACCCAGGCAACCCACCAACAGCAACCACAGCAGCAGCAACAACAGCAACAGCAGCAGCAGCAGCAACAACAACAGCAACAACAGCGGCAACAAACGCAUCAUCAAAGGCACCAGCAGCAGCUGAAACCACAGCCCCAGAAACAGCAGAAAGCCCCAUCAUCGCACAGGACUGACAGUGUCAGCAGCCAACCACAGUAAACUGUGGAGGAAAACAUGUGAAAAACAGAAAACACAGAGAAGUGAAACUCUUAAGAGAUUGCUGCAUCCGUGUGUUUUGGUCGUGUGGCUGUCAACAAAUUUCCUUUUCCCCGAAAUCGCUGCCCUCCCUUUCCUCAAUCUAAAAGAAGUGAAUCAUAGGAAAGAGGAAAGCAAGUGAGUCUUCAAGGAACUCACCAAGAAUUGUCACCGUGGCAACAGGAUAGAUUAAAAUCACCGGAGGUGUAACUGUAAGAGAGCUCCAGUCUCCGUGGAAACCUGACAAGAACACCUUAUUGCCAUGGUAACGGCAGACUUCUUCUUCUUUCCUUUUUUUUAAGGUGUGUUAAAGUGGACUGACCUUGUACAGAUUAACUGUAUGAUAAAAAAAACAUGUAAAUAUCCAAUAUAGCCUAACAGGAAACAGAAAUGUAGUAUUUUAUAUGAUUGCAUGGAAAGAAUAACUGUGUAAGCUUUUAUUAGUCGCUUUUGAAAAUUGAAUUUUUACUUUGUUCAAGUGUUUUCUGGUCAAAGAUGGAGCUGUGACGUGCUCUCCCAGAUCCCCUCCCUCCCCUCUCUUCUCUGAAAAAAAGAGUCCAGAAUACGGCUUUAAACUUCAGUCAGUUUGUUUAAAAAAUGGUUGGGCUUGGGGGUUUUUUUGUUUUGUUUUUUUUCGAGGAAGUUGUGUUUCUAAACACUGUGUCUCCGAGACAGAAAUGCCUCUUUUUAACUUUGUAAGAAAACAUGUUUGGCAAGAAACUACAUUACAGUUUAACUGAAAUCUUCACAGGACGAUCACUGUAUGUAACGGGUUGAGUGAUUCUAAGUGCCAAUAACAUAGUCCAUUAUGUUUUUAUUUUAAGCAGGCUAUUCAAAGGCGUAAAUAUAUUUUCCAACAGGAUAUGACCCCUAAUAAAGUUAAUGCGUGUGUAUAUAGUAGGGAUUAUUUUUUAACAGUCAGAGAGCCCUAUACGUAACAAACAGUAUAUCCUCAACCUCCUGAAACUUUAGCACUUGAUGUGGUUGUGUACAGUAAAUCACUGUCAAGACCUAGUUGUUUGUAAUCUGUGGUGUGAUUCUGUGAGAUAGUGUGUUUUUGGGAAUACAAUCUGUGUGCAUGAGUGGGCAUGGGGGUGUCUGUGGUUGGUGUGUAUGUAUAUGUGUGUGUGCGUGUGUGUGCUUGUUGCCCCUUGUGUCUUACAAUAAUUGACUUAGUAAGGGUUUGAAGUCGCUGGAUGGUACUUGUACUCUCAGGAAUGUGGAAAGUUACUUGCUUCUGCCUCAGUCUGGAACCAGACCUUGAAGGAUUAAACAGUGAUGCUGCAGAAACCAGAGGAAGACAUGACAUAAAGGGUGUUUUGAUUAAAUCAAAUUUGACACAGAUUUCUAAAAGCCUUUAACGUGGAUUGCUCCAUCAAAAUGGUAGAGAAAAAGAAGUCUCCAAAUAGUGUAAAAACUGUUGUUUUUUUUUUGUUAUGAUGGAGUAGAAGUAGAAAAAUCAUCCAGAUUUCAAGAGCUCAUUGUACCAGCAUUUUUACUGCCUCACUAUCUUUGUAGCAUCAAUGUUUAUCCUUCUCUCUAUUCCUAGGCCUCAGAAACCCUCAUGCAGUUCAAUUCCCUCAUCUCUCAGUUCUCUAACAGCAGUUUAAACCAGGGCUGUGCCCAGGGCCAUUUAAAAUACAGAUGGAAAUGGGCUCAGCCCCUUGUCUACAGUUGAAAGCCAUAUCAAACAGAGAAGCCUUGGAUUAGAGGAAGUGUAUUGGUUGGCAAAGGAGCUUUUAGAAUGUGUUGUUUCGUCUCAGAGUAUAGUGAAGACUGUGUGCUUGGGUGUGUGUUUGUGUGAUUUUAGCGUCUCCUACUUGUAUCACUUGGGGGUCAUUAUUGGUUUCCCCUGGCGAUAGCCAAUCAGUUCUUGCGUUGCAGUAUAAAGAAAUAAUUGUAAUAUUCAAGAAACUUCCUCUCCAGUUGGGCUCAGUAUUCUGCAAGCCUGUGUGUGGGACAGCUCAACUUGAAUACAUGUUUGUGCGUGAAAGACAGUUUGUAUGCAUGUUAACCGUCACUGUAACCCAGUAUAUUUUCAUAUGGAAACAGAUGUGCGACUGGAAAAGAAUCUAUGUUAGGCAAUGCAGAGCAUUGGUAACCUGCUAUAAAGAAUAUGGGCAGUUUUAUUGUUUUACAAUGACAGACUGCACAACUAACACUUAUCACAUCGGCAACACACAUCAGACCAGCCCCAAAUAGUAACCCCCUGAGAAUCUUUUAUUAUUUUGAUUGUCAGUAUAUGAGACUAAGCAGAGACUAAUUUUUUUGUGAUUUUGUCCACAAAUAAGAAAAACAAAAUAUUAUUUACAUAGGGGCUUUCUAUUUGAGCCAGGUCUACACCCAUCACCUAGCAAACUUAGAUCCUCCAUAGAUUAGUUUGUAUCUAAGGCAUGACUCUGAAGGGUAUAAUGAAAUGUUAUAGUUUGAGUCACUGAUACCCAGCCCAAAGAAUGUAAAGGUGUUUAAAAGAGACUAAUGGAUGUUGUAACUGUUGAUUCAUGGAAAACCUUUGACAGGCUGUGAUGAAGGAAAACAAGGGGUUUAGCAGAAAAUCAUGUUUCGCACUACAAUAACUCAUAGAAUCUGAAUUACAAUCUUGUUUGCAGGCUUGGCAUUGUAAAAUAACCUCUGAAUGUUUCAACAAACUUUCUGUUUCUGAUUUUUCAACAAUUUUCUGAUGAAGGGUUUGAAAAAGUUGAAAAGCUGUUAAAAGGUGAGGUGUAGGAUAUUCAAAAUUGGUCACCAUGGCCAGGACAAGUGAGGCCCCUUCCUCCCAUCAUAGAGAUACACAGAUCACCUUUCCACCACACAGUUUGGUUCUAAAGAGUUCUAGUUCCAGUAUAAUACUGUACACAUACACAAAGCUAAAAACACCAGUAUUCAUUGUAAAACGGUGCUAUGCUUACCUGUACUGUAUGUAUGUAUGUAUGUAUAUCCCUUCUGCUCUUGAACUGUGCUCCUUUAUCUACCCCAAAGUCAAAUGUAAUAAUAAUCAAUAUUUUGAAGCAAAAAUGUUUGCAAUUAUUAUAACCCCCCUUUACCCUCUUGGUCAAUUUGAAAAUAAAAACAGUUGCAAAUAUUAUACGUGA